CAGCGGGACGACAGAGGCGUGAAAAGUUCAAACGAAAAAAUGAAUGAGCGACGGUGAAGGGAAAGUCGACCGAAAGUAGAAGUUAUGAGUCGGGAGGCGAAUCACCGGGGAAGGUGUACGUGAAGCGGAGAGAGCCGACUGAAGGGGGGGAGAGAGACAACAAAGUCACAAGGUCCAGCCUGAGUUGGGAGGCAAGAGCUCUGAGAGUCCGCCAUGGCAGACGUGCUGGAGAGCGGCGGGGCGGGAGCCGUCGGAGCGGCCAGCGUGGACUGGCAGAAACGCUGCGUUGCCCUGGAGAUGCAGCUGCUGAGGUUCCGUCUCCAAGCGGGGAAAAUCCGAGAGCUGCUAGCAGAGAAGAUGCAGGAGCUGGAGCAAAGGGUGACAGAGGCCGACCAGCGGGCUGAAAGUGCUGAGAAGCAGAUCCAUGUCAUGGAAGAAAAGCUGAAAUCUGCAAACAUACAAACCAGCGAAUCGGAGAGCUCAUUGUAUAGAAAGUAUCAGGACCUGACCAAUCAAGUUCAAGAAAAAGAUGCUGCGAUAAAGAGAUUAGAGAUGCAGCUGGAAAAACAGAUCUUAGUCAGAGCCCAGGAGGCAAAAAUCAUUGAGGAGAAAGCUGCCAAGAUUAAAGACUGGGUCACUUUCAAGCUUAGAGAGAUGGAGCAGGAGAACCAGCAGCUGAAAAUGGCCAACAUGAAGCAGACAGAGCAGAUACAGUUGUUACAGGACAAACUGCAAGUUCUUUUAGAGAAACCUUCGUCCUCUGGAUCCCCCACCACCUCCCCUGUGAUGGAUACCCACCUGGUGCCCAGCAGCCCGCUCUACCCUCCCAGCUGCCCAGGCACACCACCUGCACAAGAUGAGAGCUGGAGACAGCCGGGUCCCCGUGGGAACGCCUCUAAUAUUAAGACCUCACCAACAGAUGUGAAAAGGACUCCUGAACAGGCCAGUAAAGGGAUAUCCCAGGGAGACCUUGUAGCCCACAAUGCCCUCUCCCAUAGUCGGGUCAGGGAGCGUCCCAGCAGCCCCAUGUCCACCAGCAGUCCCGAGCUCCCGGUGGGCCCACUGCCUCCCACAAGGGAGAGGCCCGAAGGUCGGGCUGGGGGUUCAGACCGAGACAACUCCUCUGACGAACUCAACAGCAAGUUCCGCUCCCAGUGCCUUCACUCUUCCUCAUCCUCUUCAUCUUCAUCCUCGGCUUACGAGAUGGCCCACGGACCCAGCACCCCUGACACUCUGAUUGGCGUCACACCCAAAAGCCCGCUUCUAUCCCGCUCUCCCUCCACCAACCAUCCAUUCCUGACUCUUCCCCAGCCUCUGGCUAACCAGUCAGGUACCAGCAUGACCUUACCCAAGGUACGGACUCCGCUGACCCCCCGGGACAGCAUCCAGCUGGUGAAGAAGCAUUACAGCCAGCCCCAGCCCAGCCUGGACAGACUUCACCACCUCAACGUCAACAUAGACAUCAUGACCCCCUCCUCGACGUCUUCCACCCUCCAGAGCGCUGGCACUACCACCUCGCCCUUCGCCCAGGUCGUGGAGGAGACGGACAUUGAUGACGGGUUGCCUGACAGCAUGGAGGGGGUGGUGGAGGGGCCGGGAUCAGAGGAGCCACCCAAUGACGGAGUCUCCUUUGUGGGGCUUGCAGAGGAACUGGAGCGGUUAGAUCCGGAGGUGCUGAAGCCACCAACUCCUCCCCUACAUCGCUUCCCUUCCUGGGAGAGUCGGAUCUAUGCUGUGGCCAAGUCAGGAAUGAGAGUAUCAGAGGCCAGUCCUGGAGCCAGAGUCCCGGGACGAGGGUCCAGCUUACCCCAGUAUCCAGCAGCAGGUCCAUUCACACACUUGAUCUAUAAGAAUAUCAAUGUGCCUGUGUAUACAACACUGAAAGGGAAAGCCACUCAGAUCAGCAGUGUGCCUCUGCCUGAUGACGACUCCGGCUCGGAGGAUGACAGCAGCUCUCUGGCCAGCUUACGGACCUCCACCCUCAGCCCCGACAGGAAGGGCAGCAUCCCCGGGAGCCCACGCGCCGUCAAGAGAGGCGUCUCCAUGUCCUCCAUCAGCUCAGAGAGCGACUACGCUAUUCCCCCAGACGCCUACUCCCUGGACAGUGACUACUCCGAGCCUGAACACAAAGUCCAGCGGACGUCUUCCUACUCCUGUGAGAGCACCGGGCCUGAGAUGCUGGAGAAGUCAGGCUACCUGCUGAAGAUGGGCAGCCGGGUGAAGGCCUGGAAACGUCGCUGGUUCAUCCUGAGGAACGGAGAAAUCCUCUACUACAAAUCUCCCAGUGACGUGAUCAGGAAGCCUCAGGGCCAGAUGGAGCUGAACUCUUCCUGUCGCAUCGCACGCGGCGAAGGUGCACAGACGUUUCAAUUGAUUACAGAGAAGAAGACUUUCUACUUGACCGCGGACUCGCCCAACAUUCUGGAGGAGUGGAUCAGGGUCCUGCAGAACAUACUCAAAGUGCAGGCCAGCAGCCCCGUUACCGUGGAAACCACCGCCAAGCCCACCGUGAGAGGCUGGCUGACAAAGGUCAAACACGGGCACUCCAAGCUGGUGUGGUGCUCUUUGGUCGGCAAAGUCUUCUACUACUACCGGAACCAGGAAGAUAAGCUCCCUCUGGGCCAGCUGCGGAUGCGUGAGGCGUCCGUGCAGGAGGUGGACCGCUCCUGUGACUCGGAUGAGGACUAUGAGGCGGGGAGUCGAGGCUUCCUCUCCUCCCACUGCACCUUGGUGGUCCAGCCCAGGGAGCAGAGCCCCACGUACCUGCUCAUCGGCACCAAGCAGGAGAAGGACACAUGGCUGUACCACCUGACAGUGGCAGCGGGCAGCAGUGCAAAUUUCAAGGUGGGCACAGAGUAUGAGCAGCUGAUUGGUAAACUCCUGGACACAGAGGCAGACCCAGAAUCGGCCUUGUGGAAGAGCGAAGCGUUGUGCUUCUGUAAGGAGGGUCUGCGCUCCCCUCUCACCACUCUUCCCUCUGAAGCUCUGCAGACCGAGGCUCUCAAGCUUUUCAAGUCCUGUCAGCUCUUUAUCAACGUGCUGGUUGAGUCUCCAUCUGUCGAUUACCACACAUCGCUGGCCCAGAAUGCCUUGCAAGUGUGCCUGACACACCCGGAGCUGCAGAAUGAAAUGUACUGCCAGCUCAUCAAACAGACCAAUCGCCGGACGCCACCCAACUACUCGCUCACGCAGUGCUGGCAGCUGUUGUCUCUGUGUGUGGCUCUCUUCCUUCCUCAGCAGCAUUUCCUCUGGUACCUGAGACAGUACCUGCAGCGCAAUGCUGACCCAAGGAGUGAGGUGGGGAAGUACGCGGUGUACUGUCAGAGGUCUGUGGAGCGGACGCUGCAGAACGGAGAGCGCGAGGCCAAACCUUCACGUAUGGAGAUAGUUUCCAUUCUGCUGAGGAACCCCUACCACCACUCACUGCCCUUCAGCAUCCCUGUGCACUUCAUGAACAACACCUACCAGGUUGUGGGCUUUGAUGGCUCGACCACCGUGGAGGAGUUCCUCAACACGCUGAACCAGAGGGUUGGCAUGAGGAAGCCUCAGCUGUCUGGGUUUGCCCUCUUCACUGACGAUCCGUCUGGGAAAGACCUGGAGCACUGUCUGCAGCCGUCUGCCAAGAUCUGUGAUGUCAUUUCCAAGUGGGAGCAGGCCCUGAAAGAGCUGCACCCCGGGAAGUACGAGGGGACACGGAUCGUCCGUCUAACAUACAAAAGCAGGCUGUGUUUCAGGGCUCAGGCCAAGGGAGAGACGGAGCGAGAGCGCCUCCUCCUGGCGUACCAGGUGAAUGAUGAAGUCCAUCAAGGUCACUUCCCCGUGAACAAAGAGCUGGCUCUGGAGGUGGCUGCCCUCAUGGCACAGGUCGAACACGGUGACUUGGAGCGGCCGGCUGCCUCAUCCCCCGCUGGCUCUCCUCAACCCAAGUCUCAGCUGAUUCUCCUGCAGGCCUUGGAGCGUUUCUACCCCAAACGCUACAAACAGGACUGCAACACAGAGCAGCUAAGAGAUCUUACUGAGCGUCUGGCCACUAAGUGGUCUGUGCUUCGCGGGUGCAGUGCAUCUGAGUGUGUACGAAUAUAUCUGACUGUGGCUCGGAAGUGGCCUCUGUUUGGAGCCAAGCUCUUCAGUGCUAAGCCUGUCCCCCCUUCUCCUGUUGAGCAGAGCCAGGUGUGGCUAGCUGUCAAUGAGGAUGGAUUGUGUGUGCUGGACUACGCCAUGCACACGCUGGUCACAUGUUCCUACCAGUCUGUGAUUACCUUUGGUGGCUGCCGUGACGACUUCAUGGUGGUUGUGAGCCAGCAGAGGGAGCCAGGAGUUGGGAAGAAGAGUGUGGAGAAGCUGGUCUUUGCAAUGGCCAAACCGAAGAUCUUGGAGCUGACUUUGCUCAUGGCCAGCUACAUAAACCACUGGACCCCCAGCCUCCCGUCUGCCCCACACCAGCCCCAGGGCCACUGGGAUGUAGACAGCAGGCACUUCCCCUCCAUGAACUACACCACCAAGGGCCCGACGCUACUGUGAACUCUGUAAACAGCAAUUUCGGCAAGGUGCAUCCGGAGACGCACUAAUCUGUUCAACUACAGGGUACGACAGGAGAGGACUCUAAACACAUAAUAAAGUUUUUACGGGAAUGAUUUCAUUUGGUAUGCAUUCAUCAGGAGGGGUGCAUGUAUGAGUUUUUAGAAUUUUUCAAAAGAAUUACUAGGUACAAAGAGCAAAAGCGGUACGAGGGGAUUUUUUAUACACAUUUUGUAUGAAGAUCUUUAUUUCUAAACGUAAGGGUGAGUCUGUAUUUAUUUCUACAACAAAAGAGUGUUCCAACUCUGCUCGGUUUAGGUGUAGGAUCACUUUCUUACAAGUUGUUGAAUUCUUAUCUUGAAAAAAAAAAAAUGUUUUUUGAGAUAAAAUAAUGAUCCAAGGACUGGCUGCCACUUCCACUUGCUGUGAGAUCCUUCUUUGUAGCUGGCAGCUCCCCCCCCCCGCCUUGCCUCUCCUCUGACCUUCAUCUGUUGCAGCCAUCCAGACCUCAGCUGUUUUUCCACCAAAAUAGAAAAUCUGUUGCCUCUUUAGUCCUUCAUACCUAAUAUGGAGCUGGUGGGACUAAAAUAUUACUUGGAAUUAAGUCUGGCCACUAUGUAACUAGAUCACUGGUGCUUGACAACCAAGGGACUUGUAUGUCACACAUUACCGCAGACAGUUUUUUUCAUGUGUCCUAGUUAGAGAUAAUUCUCAACUGAUUAUAAAUUUAAUUCUAUGGUUUUCACAUUAAAUAGAGGAAACUUGUCCUUUAUUUCUAAAGUUAUCAUGGCCAUAUUUGUGGGGACUUUUAUAAUGUGUCAGUCACACUCGAUAGUGAGUACUUCCCUCUGGCAAGCUUUGUAUUGCUUUAAGUGGCAAGCUGGAAAGACCAAAAACAAAUAUGGAUAUUGUUUGCUAAAAUUAUUUGGUCCAGAUCUGCGAACAAACAUAAUGUUAGCUUGAGGUGCACAACAGUAGAUGUUUCAUAGAACAAGAAAAAUGCAAAUAAUGUAUGUAUCUGUGAAAUUUAAGCAGUGGAAUCUGUUUCACUAGUGAUUUUGUUGUUGUUGUUGUUUAUGUUCACUUGCUGCAGUUCCUACAGUAACAAAAUCAUCUGACUCAGUCUGACUCCCAGACAGGUCACUGCAGUCACUCUUUUAUUUUCUUUUCUUUUCUUUUAUUUUUGUUUAAUAAAAGGUCUAACAAAAAGAGGAGUAGACAAGUAAAUAGAGGUACCAAAAUAUUUUUAAUGACUUGAACAGCUUUUGGAUAAAACCACUGUCUUGCUCAUUUCUCUAUUAGAUAUUUAUUUCAUUUCCUGCAUUUUUUUUUUUUUUUCUCUUAAAGUUAAUAUUUUCUAGAACUGUCACAUUAAUAUUUGAAAAAGUUUGGGGAUGUUGACUGUUUGCUUUAUGUAGCAGAGUAAUUUAAGAGCAGGAUAUCUUUGUUACUGUACCGGUACAAAUAUGUAUUAUAAAGAGAUUUUUGAGAUAUGAUGUCUAUUAGUGGAUGUGUUCUGUAUGUGUGUUUGCGAUAAUAAAA
This is a messenger RNA of Myripristis murdjan (pinecone soldierfish), 6060 nucleotides long. It is a transcript of the gene plekhh1, whose product is annotated as pleckstrin homology domain containing, family H (with MyTH4 domain) member 1. The transcript has 30 exons. Gene Ontology annotation, cellular component: cytoskeleton. Lineage: Eukaryota; Metazoa; Chordata; Actinopteri; Holocentriformes; Holocentridae. The record is from RefSeq and is a predicted model, not a curated record. The coding region runs from base 214 to 4521 and encodes 1435 amino acids.